UCUGGUCUAUACAUACCUACUUGGAAAUAUCCAGAGAGAGCAGACAGGCUACCAUCAAACACGUAGAGACUAACUCUCUAAAUCCCUCCACCACGACGAACAUUCCGGCGAACUCUCCGAACACUCUCCGGCGAUUGCUUGGAUUCAAAUAACCGAAGAUGAUGAAGAGAGAAUGAGGAGCGCAAUCGGCAAAGUUCAGUCAUCAUCAUGUCAGUUUCGUGCUCCGAUUGCUUCUCCGACCUGCUUUGCGGUGAGGAUUCCGAUAUCAUCUUUUCCGGAGGCGAUGAGGAGACGCCGGAAUGUUCCUCGUCGGACCUUGCCGAAUCUCUUCCGAUCGAGGCCGACCUCGAUGAAUCCAUCGCCGGCCUUAUGGAUGAUGAACGGAAUUUCGUCCCUGGAAUCGACUACGCCGAGCGCUUCCUAUCUCAGUCGCUAAGCGCCGCCGCCAGAGAAGACUGUAUCCACUGGAUGCUCAAGGUCCAGCGAUAUUACGGUUUCCAGCCACUAACGGUGUAUCUCGCCGUCAAUUACUUCGAUCGUUUCCUCUACUCUCGUCGCCUCCCUACGAAUGGUUGGCCGCUGCAACUACUGUCCAUUGCUUGCUUGUCAUUAGCUGCUAAGAUGGAGGAACCUCUGGUUCCAUCUCUUUUGGAUCUUCAGGUUGAAGGUGCAAAAUACAUAUUUGAACCAAAGACAAUUCGUAGAAUGGAGCUUCUUGUGCUGACUGUACUGGAUUGGAGGCUAAGAUCCAUUACACCCUUUAACUUCCUCGGCUUCUUUGCGUUCAAACUUGAUCCCACAGGAACUUACACAGGGUUCUUUAUCUCAAGGGCAACCGAGAUUAUUUUAUCAAAUAUCCGAGAGGCUAGCUUUCUGGAGUACUGGCCAUCAUGCAUUGCUGCUGCGACAAUACUUUGUGCGGCCAACGAUCUGCCGAAUUUCUCUCUUGUUAAUGCUGAGCAUGCCGAAUCAUGGUGCGGUGGACUGAUAAAAGAAAAAAUCAUCAGUUGCUACCAGUUAAUGCGAAAAAUUGCCAUCGAACUUAGUGCAAGGAGAUAUCCAAAAGUGUUACCACAGGUCCGAGUCAUGUCUCGGCCGAGCAUCUCGUCCAGCGACACGUCAUCCUCCUCCUCCUCAUCUUCCCCUUCUUAUAAAAGGAGAAAACUAAAUAACAGUGUCAGCUUGUCCAUGGAUGAUGAGAGGGAGAGUUCUGGUUAAUAUGGCGGAGUGGGGGAGGAGGGGGGAGUUAAAGAAUAAGGCAGAAAACAAACACAAGAGGGAUAAUGUGGUGGUCCAUAAGUUGUCUAGAAUCCUCAACACUUUUUUUCUUGGAGGGGUUUGGAGAUUAAAAAAUAAAAAAAAAUAAAGAGGAAAAGUUGACAUGCAUGAGUGAUGUAGAUUACUUAGUAUAUAUAAAAAUAAAUAUAUGUACAAUAAUUUAAGCACGUACGAGAUAGAGUUUGAAGAUUUUUUGGAUUCUUUUUGGGUGAAAAAAAAUCAGAAUGCCAUUCCAAUAAAUGGUGGCUUUGCAGAUUCCCUAGGGAAGGGGGUUUGGUACAUAGUAUUUUAUUUUGGUGUGAUAAAGCGGGAAGGGAGAUUGUUUAAUAAUAGUAAAAUAUAGUAUAUGCUAGCUAGUGGGUUCAUACUCAAAUGCAGUGUGAAUACCGAAAUGGUGAUGAAUUGAAUGGAGAGAUUGAAUUCAAAGAUGGCAUUGAUGAUUUCUGAUCAGUGAAAGCCAGGAUGAACUACUCUGUGGGGACCACCCACUGCACGUUUCCGCAACAUCAACGGGCGUUUAUCACCCUUGUAAUUUCAGCCGUUGAUCAUCCAGGAAAAGUCCCAUCACCAUCAAUCCAGAUUUCUCAGCAACAAAUCAACAAGAUUAAGCUCAUACCAACGGUCUCCCUUCCACAACAUAGAUGAGUUUCUCCUUCUUCUUCGAUCUUCUUUAUGAGUGAGGUGUGUGUAUGUGUGCUUUUUUGGCGGGGAAAAAAUGCCCAUCUCUUUGUCCUAACCAUAUACUGGACCCUUUUGGUUUCUCUUUGGAGAGUGAUUUUCAAGCGUGUCGUGGAGACACGUGUUUAGAUUCUUUUAAUUUUUUUCUCUUUUUUUGUUUGUCUGUUUCAUCAAGGGAAGAGAAGAAAUCUGAUCUCUUCCCCUGACUGGAUGGCCUAUCUUAGGCUUGACCCUUGAAAUCAAAAGGUCUUUGGGGCCUUUCUACAUGCGUGUUGUAUUUUGCAUCAUGAAUCAAUAUUGGAAACUUGUUUCAUUGUGCAAUAUAUAUAUAUAUCUUGAUCACAA
This is a messenger RNA of Ipomoea triloba (trilobed morning glory), 2301 nucleotides long. Its product is annotated as cyclin-D1-1. Gene Ontology annotation, biological process: regulation of cyclin-dependent protein serine/threonine kinase activity; mitotic cell cycle phase transition. The record is from RefSeq and is a predicted model, not a curated record. Gene Ontology annotation, cellular component: cytoplasm; nucleus; cyclin-dependent protein kinase holoenzyme complex. Gene Ontology annotation, molecular function: cyclin-dependent protein serine/threonine kinase regulator activity. Bases 208 to 1218 code for a protein of 336 amino acids. NCBI's taxonomy places the organism in Eukaryota, Viridiplantae, Streptophyta, Magnoliopsida, Solanales, Convolvulaceae. The transcript has 6 exons.